AUGGCCUUCUUGAUUAUAGAGGUUUUACAGGCUGUCCUCGAGAAUCACAAGAUCAUUCCCGUCAGCAAGACCACCACCGUCGACUUCCUCAAGAAGGCCACCGCUGUGGCCAAGCUUCGUGCUUCUCAGUCUAUCAUCAUGUGCAAAUCGUGUACUAAUAUAUCGAACCUCCUCCACCCCUCCCCCAACGCCGAGGCUGUCCCUGCUGCCGUUACUGCGGCCCUUGGAGCCAUUCUCUCCGCGCUCGACUCUGCCCCCGGCCCCGCUGCUGCCACCGCUGCUGGCAAUGAAGUCUCCAAGAAGACCCUGAAGAACCGCGAGCGCCGUGCUAAGAAGGCCGAGAAGCGUAGGGAGGCCAAGGUCAAGGAGGAGAAUGAUUACGAUUUGAUCGAUUAG
This is a messenger RNA of Aspergillus melleus, 396 nucleotides long. RefSeq lists its product as uncharacterized. Lineage: Eukaryota; Fungi; Ascomycota; Eurotiomycetes; Eurotiales; Aspergillaceae. The record is from RefSeq and is a predicted model, not a curated record. Bases 1 to 396 code for a protein of 131 amino acids. The transcript is spliced from 4 exons.